Messenger RNA from Alnus glutinosa, 7801 nucleotides. RefSeq names its product serine/threonine-protein kinase TOR. Gene Ontology annotation, molecular function: protein-containing complex binding; protein binding; protein serine/threonine kinase activity. Gene Ontology annotation, biological process: negative regulation of macroautophagy; TOR signaling. The transcript has 57 exons. Bases 255 to 7661 code for a protein of 2468 amino acids. Gene Ontology annotation, cellular component: TORC1 complex; TORC2 complex; nucleus. NCBI's taxonomy places the organism in Eukaryota, Viridiplantae, Streptophyta, Magnoliopsida, Fagales, Betulaceae. The record is from RefSeq and is a predicted model, not a curated record.
GCCACCACGUUUGUUUUGCUUUCCGGCCUUUUAUCAAACAAAUGAACCUCUCCAUCUAAUCUCUCAGCUUCUUUAACACACUCAGCAGUCACCACGCGUACUCAUUACGCCCGUAACCAAAAAACCAUACACAACGGCUGUGUUCCACUACGAUGCCUUGAACUUGAAGAUCUGAGCCAAGGAUAGAGACGAAGAGAGACGGAGAGAGAGAGAGAGAUAGGGUUUAGGGUUUUUUCUUCGAUUGUGGGAGCCACAUGGCGUCCACGUCACAGUCCCUCCGCUUCUCCGCAGGCGCAGCAGCCGCUGCAGCAGCCGCCGCCGGGGCUGGGGGCGGCAGCUUCGACGCGCUCAACCGAAUCCUCGCUGACCUCUGCACCCGUGGCAACCCUAAGGAGGGAGCUCCACUGGCUUUAAGGAAACAUUUGGAGGAAGAAGCUCGUGAUCUUAGUGGAGAAGCUUUUUCUCGCUUUAUGGAUCAGUUGUAUGAUCGAAUUUCUACUCUUUUAGAAAGUAAUGACCCCGCUGAAAAUUUGGGAGCUUUAAGAGCUAUUGAUGAGUUGAUAGAUGUAGCACUUGGUGAGAACGCCUCCAAGGUUUCGAAGUUUUCUAAUUACAUGAGGACUGUGUUCGAGGUGAAGCGGGAUACUGAUAUUUUGGAACUUGCUAGUAGAGUCCUGGGCCAUCUAGCCAGGGCUGGUGGAGCAAUGACUGCAGAUGAAGUGGAACGCCAGGUAAAAAUUGCACUGGAUUGGCUUCGUGGGGAUAGAGUAGAGUAUCGCCGAUUUGCUGCUGUCUUAAUCUUGAAAGAAAUGGCUGAAAAUGCUUCAACAGUGUUCAAUGUUCAUGUAUCUGAGUUUGUUGAUGCUAUUUGGGUUGCUCUAAGGGAUCCAACAGUGGCUGUUCGAGAGAAAGCUGUGGAGGCUUUGCGCGCUUGCCUUAAAGUUAUUGAAAAGCGUGAGACACGUUGGCGUGUGCAGUGGUAUUAUCGUAUGUUUGAGAAUACACAAAAUGGAUUGGGUAAAAAUGCUCCUGUUCACAGUAUACAUGGUUCUUUACUUGCAGUUGGGGAGCUUUUGAGGAAUACGGGUGAGUUCAUGAUGUCAAGGUAUAGAGAAGUUGCUGAUAUUGUUCUCAGAUAUCUAGAGCACCGGGAUCGGCUUGUUCGGAUGAGCAUAACUUCGCUUCUACCUCGCAUUGCACAUUUCCUGCGUGAUCGAUUUGUCACUAAUUACUUGACAAUAUGCAUGAAUCAUAUUCUUGCAGUUCUACGAAUACCAGCUGAACGUGCCACUGGAUUCACUGCCCUUGGGGAGAUGGCUGGUGCUUUGGACGGGGAACUUGUCCACUAUUUGCCGACAAUUACAUCUCACUUACGUGACGCAAUUGCUCCACGUAGAGGUAAACCCUCGCCUGAGGCUUUAGCUUGUGUUGGAAGCAUCGCAAAAGCUAUGGGCCCAGCUAUGGAACCUCACGUUCGUGGUCUCUUGGAUGUUAUGUUUUCAGCUGGUCUUUCCCUUACACUUGUAGAAGCCCUUGAGCAAAUAACUAUCAGUAUUCCAUCUUUGCUCCCUACUAUUCAAGAUCGGUUGCUUGAUUGCAUUUCAAUGGUUCUCUCGAAUUCCCAUUACCCUCAGGGGAGUCCGGCUGUUGGCAUGGGAAGAGGAAGUAUGAUGAAUACCACUCAGCAGGCUUCAGAUUUUAGUGUUUCAGCCCUAGUGCCACUCGCCUUGCAGACUCUUGCUCGUUUUAAUUCCAAGGGUCAUGACCUUCUUGAGUUUGCAAGAGAAUCAGUUGUUGUAUAUUUGGAUGAUGAUGAUGGAGCCACACGAAAAGAUGCUGCCCUUUGUUGUUGCAGAUUAAUUGCAAAUUCUAUUUCUGGUAUAGGAUGUAUAUCAUUUGCUCCUAGCAGGUUGAAUCGAGUUGGAGGAAAGAGACGGCGUCUUGUUGAGGAGCUUGUGGAAAAGCUUCUCAUUGCGGCUGUUGCGGAUGCUGAUGUUACUGUUCGCCGCUCUAUCUUUUCCUCUCUGCAUGGUAAUAGAGGUUUUGAUGAUUUUUUGGCGCAGGCUGAUAGUUUGAGUGCAGUUUUUGCUGCUUUAAAUGAUGAGGAUUUUGAUGUUCGAGAAUAUGCAAUUUCUGUGGCUGGGAGGUUAUCAGAAAAAAAUCCUGCAUAUGUACUUCCGGCGCUUCGUCGCCAUCUCAUACAGUUGUUGACCUAUCUGGAGCAUAGCAGUGCAGAUAGCAAAUGCAGAGAAGAAAGUGCAAAGCUACUAGGCUGUCUAAUACGGAAUUGUGAACGACUAAUUCUUCCAUACAUUUCUCCAAUACACAAGGCACUUGUGGCUAGGCUUAAUGAUGGCACUGGGGUCAAUGCAAAUCAUGGCAUUAUAAGUGGAGUUCUUGUAACUGUUGGGGAUCUUACCAGAGUGGGUGGGUAUUCAAUGAGACAAUACAUUCCUGAACUUAUGCCUUUAAUUGUUGAUGCUUUAUUGGAUGGAGCAGCUGUUACAAAACGUGAAGUGGCUGUUACUACUCUUGGUCAAGUUGUGCAGAGCACUGGGUAUGUCAUAACUCCAUAUAAUGACUAUCCAGAGCUACUUAUCUUACUCUUGAAAUUGCUGAAUGGUGAGUUAGCAUGGUCUACCAGACGGGAAGUACUGAAGGUUCUUGGUAUUAUGGGUGCUCUGGAUCCUCAUGUAUAUAAACGAAAUCAAGCACGUCUGCCAGGGUCACAUGGAGAUGUAACCCAUGCUGCCAGUGAUUCAGGUCAUGUUCAGUCUAUGGAUGAUCUGCCUAUGGAUCUGUGGCCAUCUUUCGCAACAUCUGAAGAUUAUUAUUCCACGGUUGCAAUCAAUUCACUCAUGCGAAUUCUUAGGGACCCUUCACUUGCUAGUUACCACUACAAGGUGGUUGGAUCUCUUAUGUUCAUAUUUAAGUCGAUGGGUCUUGGUUGCGUUCCAUACUUACCAAAGGUUUUACCUGAUCUAUUUCGUACUGUUCGUACAUGUGAAGAUACUCUGAAGGAUUUAAUAACAUGGAAGCUUGGAACUUUGGUGUCUAUUGUGCGUCAGCAUAUUCGAAAAUACCUUGAAGAGUUGCUAUAUUUAAUCUCAGAAUUAUGGUCAUCCUUCGGGUUUCCAGCUACUAGCCGUCCUCCACUUGGCUAUCCAGUUCUGCACCUAGUGGAACAGCUUUGCUUGGCCCUCAAUGACGAGUUUAGAAAGCAUCUUCCUCGGAUUCUUCCGGGUUGUAUCCAAGUUCUAAGUGAUGCAGAAAGGUGUAAUGACUACACCUAUGUUCCUGAUAUCCUCCAUACUCUUAAAGUGUUUGGCGGGACAUUGGAUGAACAUAUGCAUCUACUUCUUCCUGCACUUAUUCGCUUGUUUAAAGUGGAUGCUUCAGUGGAUAUAAGAGGUGCUGCUAUCAAAACCUUGACAACAUUGAUCCCUCGUGUGCAGGUUACUGGUCACAUAUCUUCUCUUGUGCAUCACCUGAAGCUCAUUUUGGAUGGGAAGAAUGAUGAGCUCCGGAAGGAUGCUGUUGAUGCACUUUGUUGUUUAGCUCAAGCCCUUGGGGAGGACUUCACCAUUUUCAUCCCGUCAAUACAUAAACUUUUGUUGAAACAUCGCUUGCGGCAUAAGGAAUUUGAGGAAAUUGAAGAGCGCUUGCAAAGACGUGAACCAAUAAUCUUGGGGAGUAUGGCUGCCCAAAGAUUAAGUCGACGGCUCCCAACAGAGGUUAUCAGUGAUCCUUUAGAUGAUAAGGAUAUAGACCCCUAUGAGGAUGGGUCUGAUGUGCAGAAACCUCUCAGAGGCCAUCAGGUCAAUGAUGCUCGAUUACGCACUGCUGGGGAGGCUUCUCAGCGUAGUACCAAGGAAGAUUGGGCAGAAUGGAUGAGGCAUUUUAGCAUUGAACUUCUGAAGGAAUCUCCUUCUCCAGCCUUACGAACCUGUGCAAGGCUUGCGCAGUUGCAGCCUUUCAUUGGGCGUGAGUUGUUUGCAGCUGGUUUUGUUAGCUGUUGGGCACAGCUAAAUGAGACUAGUCAGAAACAGUUAGUUCGUAGCUUAGAGAUGGCUUUUUCAUCUCCAAAUAUUCCUCCAGAAAUAUUGGGAACACUUCUUAACUUGGCAGAAUUCAUGGAACAUGAUGAGAAACCUCUUCCUAUUGACAUACGCCUUCUUGGUGCUCUGGCAGAAAAGUGUCGUGCAUUUGCUAAAGCCCUGCACUACAAAGAAAUGGAAUUCGAAGGAGCACAUUCCAAGAAGAUGGAUGCUAACCCUGUUGCUGUAGUUGAAGCGCUUAUACAUAUAAACAAUCAAUUACAUCAGCAUGAGGCUGCAGUUGGAAUAUUGACCUACGCCCAGCAACAUUUGGAUGUUCAAUUGAAGGAGUCAUGGUAUGAGAAACUGCAGCGAUGGGAUGAUGCACUCAAGGCUUACACUGCCAAAGCCUCUCAAGCAUCUAGUCUACAUCUUGUCUUGGAUGCCAUUUUGGGGCGGAUGCGAUGCCUUGCUGCAUUGGCUCGAUGGGAGGAGCUUAACAGCUUGUGCAAGGAAUAUUGGAUCGCAGCAGAGCCAGCUGCUCGACUAGAAAUGGCACCAAUGGCUGCAAAUGCCGCUUGGAACAUGGGGGAGUGGGAUCAAAUGGCCGACUAUGUGUCUCGAUUGGAUGAUGGUGAUGAAACUAAACUUCGGGGUUUGGGGAACACUACUUCUGGUGGUGAUGGAAGCAGUAAUGGAACAUUUUUCAGGGCUGUCUUAUUAGUUCGUAGAGGAAAGUACGGUGAAGCGCGCGAGUACGUUGAGAGAGCUAGAAAAUGCUUGGCAACAGAACUUGCUGCUUUGGUUCUGGAGAGCUAUGAACGUGCUUAUACCAAUAUGGUCCGUGUUCAGCAGCUCUCCGAACUAGAGGAGGUCAUUGAUUAUUGUACACUUCCUCAUGCUGGCUCUGUUGCUGAAGGGCGGCGGGCCCUUAUUCUUAAUAUGUGGAAUGAGCGCAUACAAGGAGUGAAACGAAACGUUGAGGUCUGGCAGGUACUUCUGGCAGUUAGAGCACUUGUUCUACCUCCUACAGAAGAUGUUGACACUUGGCUCGAGUUUGCUUCUCUUUGCCAAAGAAGUGGGCGGAUCAGCCAGGCUAGAUCUACUUUAGUUAAACUCUUACAGUAUGACCCCGAAACAUCUCCAGAAAAUGUAACGUACCAUGGGCCUCCUCAAGUAAUGCUGGCAUACUUGAAAUACCAGUGGUCACUUGGAGAGGAUGUUAAGCGCAAGGAAGCAUUUGUUAGGCUGCAGAAUUUGGCAGUAGAGCUUUCAGGUGCUCCAAGUACUCAAACAGUGAUGCCACUCCUUGCCCUUGUAUAUCUUGAACUUGGAACUUGGCAGUGGGCACUGUCUCCUGGAUUGGACGAUGAGUCUAUUCAAGAUAUCCUUGUGUCAUUCAAGAAGGCCACUCAAUAUGCAAACAAAUUGGCACAUGCAUGGCAUAUGUGGGCAUUGUUCAAUACAGCAGUAAUGUCUCAUUAUACAAUAAGAGGUUUUUCCGAUGUUGCUGCACGGUUUGUUGUUGCUGCAGUCACUGGAUAUUUUCAUUCAAUAGCAUGUGCAGCAAAUGGUCAAGGUGUUGAUGAUAGUUUGCAGGAUAUACUUCGCCUUCUUACAUUGUGGUUUAACCAUGGAGAUACUGCAGAAGUUCAAAUGGCACUAAGGAAAGGAUUUGAACAUGUUAAUAUUAACACGUGGCUUGUGGUUUUACCUCAAAUAAUUGCCCGUAUACAUUCCAAUAACCAUGCUGUGAGAGAACUAAUACAGUCACUUCUGGUUCGAAUUGGACAAAGUCAUCCACAGGCUCUUAUGUACCCACUUCUAGUAGCUUGUAAAUCGCUAAGUAAUUCACGUAAAGCAGCUGCCCAAGAAGUGGUUGACAAAGUUCGGCAGCAUAAUGGUGUACUUGUGGAUCAGGCACAGCUUGUAUCGAUAGAAUUAAUUCGGGUCGCAAUACUUUGGCAUGAGAUGUGGCAUGAAGCAUUGGAAGAAGCUAGUCGUUUAUAUUUUGGUGAACAUAACAUUGAGGGGAUGCUAAAGGCGUUGGAGCCAUUGCAUGAAAUGCUCGAAGAAGGGACUAUGAGGAAUAAUACGACCAUAAAAGAGAGAGCAUUCAUUGAGGCUUAUCGUCAUGAACUACAAGAGGCUUAUGAGUGUUGCAUGAAAUAUAAGAGAACUGGAAAAGAUGCUGAGCUUACUCAGGCAUGGGAUCUCUAUUAUCAUGUAUUCAGAAGAAUAGAUAAGCAGCUUCAAAGUCUUACCACCCUGGAUCUGGAGUCUGUCUCUCCGGAGUUGAUAGAAUGUCGCAAUUUGGAGCUUGCUGUUCCUGGGACAUAUCGUGCUGAUUCCCCAGUUGUGACAAUUAGAUCAUUCGCACCCCAGCUCGGUAUUAUAACAUCUAAACAGCGACCUCGGAAAUUGACGAUUCAUGGGAGUGAUGGUAAGGAUCAUGCCUUCUUGCUAAAGGGACAUGAAGAUUUACGCCAAGAUGAACGUGUCAUGCAGCUUUUCGGUUUGGUUAAUACCCUGCUGAAGAAUUCUAGGGAAACGGAAGAAAAGGAUCUCUAUAUUGAAAGAUAUUCUGUCAUUCCAUUAUCUCCAAACAGUGGAUUGAUUGGUUGGGUCCCACAUUGUGACACCCUUCACCAACUCAUUCGGGAGUACAGGGAGGCCAGAAAGAUUGCCCUGAAUCAAGAACACAAAUAUAUGCUGAGUUUUGCUCCAGAUUAUGACCAUCUGCCACUCAUUGCUAAAGUGGAAGUGUUUGAUUAUGCCCUGCAAAAUACUGAAGGAAAUGACCUUGAAAGGGUUCUUUGGUUGAAAAGUCGCACUUCUGAGGUAUGGCUGGAGAGGAGGACAAAUUAUACUAGAAGUUUAGCAGUCAUGAGCAUGGUGGGUUACCUACUUGGCUUAGGCGACCGUCACCCAAGUAAUCUUAUGCUACACCGCUCUAGUGGCAAGAUUUUGCACAUUGAUUUUGGAGACUGCUUCGAAUCUUCAAUGAACCGGGAGAAGUUUCCCGAGAAGGUGCCCUUCCGCUUGACUAGAAUGCUUGUGAAAGCUAUGGAGGUUAGUGGUAUCGAGGGCAACUUCCGUUCAACUUGUGAAAAUGUGAUGCAAGUUCUCCGAACGAAUAAAGACAGCGUCAUGGCUAUGAUGGAGGCCUUCGUUCACGAUCCUCUAAUUAAUUGGCGUCUUUUCUACUUCAAUGAAGUCCCACAAAUGUCAGUGUUUGCCGGCACUAAUGUCCCUCCUGUUGUGAAUGCUGAGGAAUCUGCUCCAAAUAGAGAGCUUGCUCAACCUCAGCGGGGGGCUCGGGAAAGGGAGCUUCUUCAGGCUGUUAAUCAACUUGGCGAUGCUAAUGAGGUCUUGAAUGAGCGCGCUGUGGUUGUAAUGGCUCGGAUGAGUAAUAAACUCACUGGACGUGAUUUUUCUACUUCCUCUUCUGCACCCACCAGUUCUAUUCAACAUGUUGUAAACCACAGCACCUUAAUUUCUGGCGAUACCCGUGAAGUUGAUCAUGGAUUAUCUGUUAAACUGCAAGUUCAGAAGUUGAUUAUCCAAGCUAGAUCGCAUGAAAAUUUGUGCCAAAAUUAUGUCGGGUGGUGUCCCUUUUGGUAAACAAAGGGCAAUUGUAUAUGAUGUGUAUAUAUUUUGUACAGAGCUGACCUUCUGGGAAGUCCUUUCUCCACUUGUGUGUUAUUGUAUUUUAUGUAUAGAUUCAAUUCCUAUCAAUAAAAAGAUGUUUUGUUUCUCAUAUA